Molecule: messenger RNA, 1243 nt
Organism: Acanthopagrus latus (yellowfin seabream)
Lineage: Eukaryota; Metazoa; Chordata; Actinopteri; Spariformes; Sparidae
Gene: gng12a
Product: guanine nucleotide binding protein (G protein), gamma 12a
Exons: 4
Coding region: 733-984 (83 amino acids)
Biological process (GO): G protein-coupled receptor signaling pathway
Cellular component (GO): heterotrimeric G-protein complex
Molecular function (GO): G-protein beta-subunit binding
Source: RefSeq, a predicted model, not a curated record
ACGCUAGCAGCAGCUAGCUUGGCGCUGGCGGACGUCCGCCUGCCUCCUCCCGACAAAAUUCGGCUCUUCUCGUCGCGAGACGACCGAGUGGCGGAGGAAAAGGAAGGGGAGAGAGGGGAGACUGGUCGUACUGGGAAGAGAGAGAGAGAGAGAGAAAAGUAGACGACAGUUGAAUAUUAACACCGACCGUCAGCGGAAAGUGAAAGCGGGACGACUCGGCAGCUCUGAAGUCUCCUGUGAGGUCCACGUAGAGCUGCUUUUCCUUCAGUCCAUGGUGUAAACACGCUAGUGUAGUUGUGACAUUGCGCCGUGAGCGACAGAGCAGAGGGAAAGGUCUCCUCCCAGUCUGUUGACGGAUACAGUUUGGCUUCAGUGAAAGGAGGCACAGCUAGACCUGACUGUACGUUACCCCGGCCAGAAAAAAUAAAUACUUGGCAGGUGAUUGGAUGAUGGAUCUAUCAACCUGCAGCACGGGCUAACUUUAGCAGUCAGGUUGUCAAUAGAAGAGUGGAGAGCGAAAACAUUUUUUUUUUUGACGAGGAAAGCCUUCAGUGACAUUCUUUGCUUUUCUUUCAAUGAAAUAUCCACAAGUUUCCUGGAAAGCUCACCGGGGAAAUGAUUCUUGGUGAUAUUUACAGUGCCAGAACCAACUUAAGGAAGUUCAGGAUGUGAAAUGUUUUCGUCGAAAAAGGGCAUACCUUGAAGCCAAGCAACAAAGAUUUUCAAGAUCAUAUGACAACGCAACAAAGUGUUGAUUUGCGCAGGAUGUCUUCGAAGGCUCACAGUUCCAAUAACAUCGCCCACGCCCGACGAACGGUGCAGCAGCUGAAAAUAGAGGCCAGCAUUGAGAGGAUAAGGGUAUCCAAAGCCUGUGCGGACCUCAUGACCUACUGCAGUGAACAUGCAAAGAACGACCCUCUCCUUAUGGGCAUCCCUGCUUCAGACAAUCCCUUCAAGGACAAAAAACCAUGCACUAUAUUGUAGUGGAUGCCACUUAGCCUUUAUGUGUUUUUUUCCUUUUGCUUAUUAAUGUUGCUGUAUUCUUCUUGUUGGGAGGAAUGAGGGGUGGACUGUGAUCGUAUCAUUACCAUGUCUUCACCUGUUCUGUUAUCAAGUAAGAAAUUGGACCGCUGUUUUCUCAAAAUUACCAGUUCUUAUUAAGCAAAGGAAGCCCCACUAGCCUGUACGAUUCUCUGCUCAGUACGAGCUCUGACCACUAAUAAAACUUUGGCUGCAUGAGUUG